AUGGCCUUGUAUAUCAUCGAAGUCCCUAUAGACCAAUUCGCAACAGAGAAACCAAACCCAGAAACCAACCUCAAGGGCUUCACAAUCCCACUCAUUCGCCUACGCAGCGCAAACGCAACUCAAAACCUUCUUCUAAAUCCCGGCGGCCCAGGAGCCAGCGGCUUUGAGUUCCUAUACCGCCGAGGCGAGCAACUCAAGGCCAUACUAGGGGAAAGUUUUCACUUUCUGACAUUCGAUCCGCGCGGCGUCAACAGCUCAACACCCGCAGCGUCCUGUUAUCCUGACGCUAAGACGCGACAAGAGAAGUCGCAUAUUCAAGCGCGCGAUGCUCCAGCCGAUAGCCCCGAGAUCUACGCAUGGGCACAGAAUUUCGCAAAAGCAUGUAUCGAAACAAUGGGCGACUAUGCGCCGUACAUCAACACCCCGCAGACAGCAGCAGAUAUGAAUAGUAUCCUGGAUGCGGUGGGCCAGGCAGAUAUGAUAUACUGGGGCUUCAGCUACGGGACUCUUCUUGGACAGACGUACGCGGGGCUCUUCCCCGAACGAUCAAAGCGCGUGGUUAUCGACGGAGUCGUGAACCAAUUCGAGUGGUACGAAGGCGUGGGUUUGUCCGAAGAUCUCAUCGACACGGAGAAUGUGCUCGACGGGUUCUUUGACGAAUGCAUGAAAGCAGAUGCCGGCAGCUGCGCGCUCGCCUCACUAGCAACGUCGAAAGAAGAGCUAAGCGAAAUGGUCCUCUCGUCCCUAGACCAGCUCCGGCAUCAGCCUCUCGACGUAUACAUCAACAACACCGUCUACGGAAUCCUAACCUACGAAAAAGUCUGGUACAACGGUGUAUUCGCCGCAUUAUACAAACCUCCACUGUGGUCAUCCCUCGCACAGAACCUCUACAGCCUACUUCAAGGAAACGCAACACCCGCCUUCCUGGCCUACAACACGGCAGGAGAACAAACGGACGAGUCCCUCAACUUCGUCGAGCUAAACGACGGCCGCACAGGCUCACCCCACUGGCCCCAGGGCAAAGACUCGCUUCUCGCACAGAUCACACCCUGGCUCAACCAGAGCCUCUUCAGCACAGCAUUCCUCACAUCAUACUACCAGAAACAGCAGUGGGCGGUGCCGAGGACGCAUCCGUAUGUGCCGCGACGGGGUGUGGAGACCGCGCAUCCGCUGUUGAUCCUCUCGACUACCUACGACCCUAUAUGUCCGCUUGUGUCAGCGCGCGCGGCUAAUGAAGCUUUUGCUGGAUCGCAGGUUGUGGAGGUUGAGGGGUAUGGACAUUGUUCAAUUGCUGUGGGUUCGGUCUGCGUUGCGAAGCAUCUGCGUGCGUUCUUGCAUGAGGGGACGCUUCCUGAUGCGUAUACGCGGUGCAAGGUUGAUUCUGCUUAUUUUGGGAACCCUGAUGAACAUGGGCGCAUGGCUGCUCAGGCGUACUUUGAGGACACGGAGGAUCAAAAGAUUCACCUUGCACAAUUAGAGCUUAUGGCGGGAUGGGAGUUUUCUCGCUCAACCGUGUGGUGA
Molecule: messenger RNA, 1521 nt
Organism: Penicillium hordei
Lineage: Eukaryota; Fungi; Ascomycota; Eurotiomycetes; Eurotiales; Aspergillaceae
Product: alpha/beta hydrolase
Exons: 2
Coding region: 1-1521 (506 amino acids)
Source: RefSeq, a predicted model, not a curated record